Linepithema humile (Argentine ant) is the source of this 945-nucleotide messenger RNA. NCBI's taxonomy places the organism in Eukaryota, Metazoa, Arthropoda, Insecta, Hymenoptera, Formicidae. The record is from RefSeq and is a predicted model, not a curated record.
AUGGCCGUGGAAAUUAAACAGACCUUGGAACGGGAGUAUGAGAUUUUCCUUACCGCGCAGGAUAUUCGCAAUCUCAAUUUCGCUAAGCUCGCCAAAAUAUUUGAGAAAGAUAUGAAGAACGAGGAACUCACCGAGAUAACAGGAAUGAAAUUACUCAUUCGUAUAGAGGGUUGUGCAAACGUCUUUGAUUUGCUGGUGCCAAAAAUCGAAGGUUCAGCGACGUGUUUGCAAUACAACACGCAUAACAUCGGCACAGACUUAACAUCAAUAAAAGAUAUCACUAAUUGCCUUUUAGAGCACAUUUUGAGCAGAGAACAAAAAUUGCCACAGAAUUUUGUACUAGUCGGCUAUUCGUAUGGAUCGAUAAUUGCUAUUGAAUUAGCGCAGAAGUUAGAAGAAAUGAAUCUCAAAGGCCGAUUGAUACUCAUCGAUGGAGCACCCGAGCAUAUAAAGGCAAUGGCUAAUGUAAUUUGUCCUUUCACUACGUUAGAUGAAUUCCAGAAUAAUGUUUUUUUGGGUAUAUUGGGUUUGUUUCAAUCAGCAGCUAGUGAAAAGUUUGUGUUGGAGUUGAACAAAUGUACUAAUACUAAUUGGGACGAAAAGUUAGAAAUUUUUUUGAAACAUGUUUCUUCGGCUUAUUCACAAGUAAUGAUUGACAAAAGAAAAGCUUUGUGCACAACAAUAUAUAAGCAUUUGAACGGUCUUCAUGAAUACGAUGUGACACAAGCACCGAAAAUCGAAUCACUUAUAAUACUUUUGAAGCCUACGACAUAUUCAUUACUUUUUCCUCAAGAAGACUAUGGCCUGCACAAGAUUACUGCAGAUAAAGGAAAGAUAGAAAUACACUAUGUUGAAGGCAAUCACAUGACAAUAAUGGACAAUGAGAAAGUCGUUGCUGCAAUUAAUGAAACAAUUAAUUCUAUUGAACCUAUUAAAAAGCUAUAA